Pocillopora meandrina is the source of this 3964-nucleotide messenger RNA. NCBI's taxonomy places the organism in Eukaryota, Metazoa, Cnidaria, Anthozoa, Scleractinia, Pocilloporidae. The record is from the annotation of a GenBank genome assembly.
CACGGUCAAAAUGGCGUUUGUUUUUUUCUUAUCAAUGCUAACAAUGAUUUUUCGUUGGUGAUUCUGGAAAGAAAAAGUAAGUUUGGCUUUUAGUUUUACUCUUGUCACAUACUAACUCCUUAUUUUCAAUGAUUUUGUAAGCGAUUCGCCGAUCGGUAAGGUUUUAGAAACAGUUUCCAUGUUGUUCUCAAGCUUGUAAUUUUGGCGAGCAAGACAAAGACUGAUCAUAAUCGAAUUGAUGAUGCUUUCGAUCAGAUCGCUUCUUCAUAAGAUCCUUCAGAAACUGAGAAAAGCGAAAUAUGAUUGAUUUCCUUGACCCAUGUUAAGAAAUAGAGAAAGUAAGCAACAAGGUAUCGUUUUCAUAGUAUCGUGAGUGUCCAUCAUCAGCUGAUCGAUUUGCCCCCAGUUGUUCGAAUUUGUUUGAGUAAUCGACUAGUAAAUAAUUUUCUAUCCAUAGGGUAGCACAACACCUUUUAUUAACGUUUAUCCGAUGGAUAGCGAUUUAUUCGUUAAAUAGCGUUAUCCGCUGGAUGGCGUUAUGCGCUCCUUUAACAACUGGGCUCAGAUCUGUAGUAAGUUUCUGCAUAUGAAGAACUUUCUUUUUUAAGGGCUGAAAAAGUAAACAAGUCUCAUUGAUCUCAGGGAAUUAGACUGGAAUCGUGCUUCAUAUCUACGUGUGUCAUUUGCAGAAAAAAUGCCGCCUUGCUUGUUACUGUGUCCUGCAAAACGAUCUGUAAUUCAUUUGGAAAGCCAAUUUUGUCUUUGUGGCUGGUGAUGCCACUCAUUGGCAAAGCUCAGUUUUGUAACGUCAGCAAUUAAUUUUACCAAUAGUCUAAGGCCAUCCUUGAAUUUCAGUACUAAAAAACCUUUCUGUGUGCUUGACUGAAUCGCUCAAACAUGGUGCAAAAUUGAAACAAUAUCCCCUAUUCCUAGUAUCUUCUUUAUAUGUUUCCUUGAUAGUGUAUUGAUCUUGUUGCAAUAAUUUAAUGCAUGAUCACUCCUGGAAGGGAAAUGAUUACUAGAGUUUGACUUAAAUCUAUUUUAGGUGGUUGAUGAAGAUAAUUUUCCACAAUGACUUCAAAAACUGAUCCUAAUAAAGCUGAAUCAGAUGCCCAGAAGGCAGAAGAAAAGGCUAGUAAAGAGGAGUUAGUGGAAGCCAAGAUGAAAAUAAUCCGAAAGAAAAAUGAAGAUCUCAUGAGAAGACAAAAGGAGAUUGAAGAAGACCGUAAAAAUGCAGAUGUGUACAGCAAGUUAGUAGAAAUAAAGAAGCAACAUGGGAGUGGUACAUCAGGAGUGAACAAGGAUUCAUCACAGCCAGGAGGGGUGGCUGGAAGAGGGAGAGGUAGAGGCAGAGGGCUAAUGUUGCAGGAAAUGCGGAAAGAAACACUGAAAGCCAAGCAGUGGGAGGCCAAACGGAAAGAAAAUGUUGUAAAGGAAGAGGAGGAGAGGAAACAAGGAAGUAAGAAUCCCAACUCUGCAAGCAGGUUUCUGAUGGAUGACAAGCGAGUGGACAUGUCCAGAAUGACAGGGCGGAAUGAGCACUCUUGGGGUGGAGCUAAUUUCAACAAAGUUGCCGGUCGAAUGCAAAGGGAGAAGGAAGGGUUUCAACCAGGCAGAAAUAGAGAUACUAUGGAAAUGACUAUGUCAGGGAAAGAGCGGCAACAGUAUCGUGAGUGGAAGGAUGAGAGAAAGAAGAUUGAUGAAGAAAGGAAAGCUCGUCAGAAGAAGGCUGGAAACUGGAGCCGUACAUGGGAUCAGAAAAAGGUCUGGGAUGCAAGACGGAAGAUGUGGGUAUUUGAAGAAUCUGGGGACAAUGGGAGGAAUAUAAGACAUCAUGAUGGUCAUGGUCGUGCAGAAGACUGGGGCAUUGAUAGUAGGGGGAACAAUUACCACAGAGAACACAGAGGUCAUCAUAAAGGAGGAGGAUUUAGACAGUAUGACAACCAUGAAACCCGAGCUUCUGAAAUGCAACGAGGUAGCAGUCAAAGUGAAGUUUUGGAAAAAAAGAGUACCACAUCAAAAACUGAAACAGAAACUAGAGCAAGAUACAACCAGGAUGGCACAGCUAAUGGUGAGGGCACUGGGGAAGAGAAUUGGGAUGAAGAACCAACUGUACCUCUGCAUCAAAAGAAAGAAGAAGAGAGUUUAGAUGCUGUUAUGGAAACAUCAACUGACAAUUCACAAAGAAUUGAUAAACCCAAACCUCAAAGAGAACGAAAGGAACAAAGACGUAAUGAUAAGCAUGGUAUUAGUGAAGAUAGUCAGAAAAAUCAGCAAUCUGCAGCAGAAGUGACAAGUGACAAACCACAUAGUGGAACUUCUCAGCAAGAACUUCAGGAAAGCUUACAAGAUGAUUUUGCUGUUAAUGAAGAUUCUCAAGUGCAGCCUGAAUCCACAACUACCAAAGAUUCAUCCCUGUCAGUCAUAUCAGCUCUGCAUGAAUCUCCAGGAGAUAAGAAAGAGGCAGCAGUUGAAUGCAAGGAUCAAAUCAAAAACUUGCAUGAGGAAAGUGAAGGGGCACAAGUCAAUCUAGAAGAUGUAGAAACUGGUGAAAGAGCUAAUGACAUAGUUACAACAGACAGUGAUAAAGAUAAACAAGAAUGCUCACCACAAAAUCCAGCACAUGAAAAACAAGAUGUUUCUACUGAUCAUUCAGCACAGCAAGAACACAGAGAUGACAGUGCAAACUCUAUUCAUAACAAUACAAUGCUGGCAGAAACGGCAAAUUUGCCUAAACUUAAGACAGACAAAAAAGUUUCUGACACCAUAGAAAACAAUCAGGAAAUGAAAUCAGAUACAGAAGAUGCCAGUGUGAUACAAGCAUCUGCAUCAGAUGCUGACACUCCACCUACACCUGAUUUUUUGAAACUGGAGCAGGACCUUGAGUGGGGUGAAAUUGAGAUUGAUGAGGAAAAAAUUGUUGAGAGAUGGUAGCUUUUAAAAUCAAACAGUUUAAGUCACAGGUAGUGUUUUGCUCUGGACAACCCAGCUAUAGGCAUACCCUUUGCUCAAAUUUCCUAGAAUUUCCUUCACAUUGUUUAAGGGCACAAUCAAAUCUCCAUUUUUGUAGUGUAUCUGGUUUAUUUGUAACCAUGGGUAAACAAGUAUUUGUAAUCAGAAAAAGUCUUACAAUCUGUUAUUACACCAAGUGUAAUCCUAACAAGACAGUUUGUGAGAAAAUCAUGGCAAUUAAUAUUUUGCCAAGCCAGUUUUACGUUGCCCUCUCCUGGGUAAGUUUUUUUUUAUUUUUGUGAGGCUACAGUUCCCCUGUCCUCCCCUCUUCAGGCUCUGAAAAUAUUCCAGCUUCAAUGCCUGUAUAACCUUCCAACAAAAAUGAGUUUGGAUAUGAAAUUAGAACAGUUUUUAGCCCUGGGGAAUGAAGUGGCCACAGCCUUUCUAUACAUCAUGGUGUGUCCAUGUAUUGAGAUAUAUAUAUAUUUCUUAUUAGACAAUUUGGUUUGCAGUAUAGCUGAGUAUUUUUAGGAGUUCUGCCAUAUUUUGACAAGCCCUUGUAGUGAGUGAAAAUGUAAUGCACCAAACGUCUGAUAAGUUAUUUAUUAUCCAAUUGCCUUAUUUUUGUGCGUUUCGUCAAAGGUGGUAAAAAACAAAGCAGAUAGAGAAGCUUUGCACAUGCAGUUGACCAUCAAAUAGGUUUUUUUACAGUUACAAAAUAACCAACUGUUCAAAUAUUGUGUGAUAUUUUUACUAGAUGGGUGCAUUAUUUCUACUCUACUCAGUGCAGUUGGAUAAUAGUGCUGGUUAAAUAAUAAUGAGAUUUUUAUUUCACUUUUAAUCACAGUAUGUCUUUUCAACACACAUAAAAUAUUUGUUACCAUUUUAAUUAAGAGAUGAAAAGUAGUUUGCUAGUCUGCAACAGAUCACAAUAGAAUUGUCAAAAUUGUAAAGUACCUUUUCAGCUUAAUUUUACACCAGUAUGAUAUAAAAUAAAUUAUAGAAAUGUCUG